This is a messenger RNA of Pelobates fuscus (common spadefoot toad), 1182 nucleotides long. It is a transcript of the gene CPLX1, whose product is annotated as complexin 1. The coding region runs from base 442 to 846 and encodes 134 amino acids. The record is from RefSeq and is a predicted model, not a curated record. Lineage: Eukaryota; Metazoa; Chordata; Amphibia; Anura; Pelobatidae. Gene Ontology annotation, molecular function: syntaxin binding. Gene Ontology annotation, biological process: neurotransmitter transport; regulation of neurotransmitter secretion; synaptic vesicle exocytosis. Gene Ontology annotation, cellular component: terminal bouton; SNARE complex. The transcript has 4 exons.
AGGGAGAGAGCAGGGAAGGUUAUUGAUCUUCCAGGAUUUUAUCAGCAGUGUCUCCAGGUUUAGCUGCUGUAUCCCUGCCAUUGCAUGUUUUCUGGCAUCCUCCCGUUAUGUCCUUGUCGUAUGUGUAGCUGCUAUCAUACAGAACAAACUGUGACUUCAUCAAGACGACUCUUCCCUAAAUGCCCUUCAGCAUCAGCUGCAGUUCCUGCUGAGAGCACACAUGGACUAAAAGAGGAGGAGACUGCUAGAGAGAGAGAAAAAAAUGAGACACUAGGGAAAGGGGGGCGAGUUUUUCCUUGCAUGGUGCAGAGUUGAUACUGGAAGGACAGUCAAACUGCAGGAUCUGCUCAAGACGAGAAGGCUAGAGCUCAAGAGUUUACCAGCUAAUCUUGCAUGUAAUAUUCAAAAUUAUCUGAGUGAAAGGAAUCAAAAGCCAUCAGUAUGGAUUUUGUUAUGAAGCAAGCCUUGGGAGGGGCUACAAAAGAUAUGGGUAAAAUGCUUGGGGGAGAUGAAGAAAAAGAUCCUGAUGCACAGAAGAAAAUGGAGGAACAACAAGAAGCUCUGCGCCAACAAGAAGAGGAAAGGAAAGCAAAAUACGCAAAGAUGGAGGCCGAAAGAGAAACCAUGAGACAAGGUAUUCGGGAUAAGUAUGGCAUAAAGAAGAAAGAAGAAAAGGAAGCCGAGGCACAAGCUGCAAUGGAGGCUACAUCUGAAGGGAGUUUGACCCGUCCAAAGAAGGCAAUACCUGCAGGCUGUGGGGAUGAAGAUGAUGAGGAAGAAGAAAGCAUUCUAGACACAGUUAUUAAAUAUCUACCGGGUCCACUUCAAGAUAUGUUCAAGAAGUAAAACACUGUAGACUGUCAGACUGUUUAACCAUAAACAGAAAAGCAAUGGAUUUCCCAUUGUCUGAUGGGAAAUUUCAGUAUUGCCACAUGCUACCCUCCCUCCCGUCUCUUAACCUUUGCUCACUAUAGUCCCUUCACUUUCUUUUCUCCUUUUCUUUGUAUAUAGUCACAUACAGUAGACACCUCUAAUGGAUGUCAAGGAUAUGAGCUGCAGUCUACACAAUUUUAUUAUAAGCCAUAGUACGAUGUAUGAUAAAUCUGGCAACUGUACACACAGAUCAAUGGAAAAAAGUAAUUCAUUUCAUCGUCAUUUUUCAUACUGAUGUUAAAGGAACAC